This is a messenger RNA of Epinephelus lanceolatus (giant grouper), 418 nucleotides long. The record is from RefSeq and is a predicted model, not a curated record. Lineage: Eukaryota; Metazoa; Chordata; Actinopteri; Perciformes; Serranidae.
UACGCCAUUUACGUGUACAAGGUGCUGAAGCAGGUCCACCCCGACACCGGCAUCUCGUCCAAGGCUAUGGGCAUCAUGAACUCGUUUGUGAGCGACAUCUUUGAGCGCAUCGCCGGUGAGGCCUCCCGUCUGGCUCACUACAACAAGCGCUCCACCAUCACUUCCAGGGAGAUCCAGACCGCCGUCCGCCUGCUGCUGCCCGGUGAGCUGGCCAAGCACGCCGUGUCUGAGGGCACCAAGGCCGUCACCAAGUACACCAGCUCCAAGUAGACAGUUCUGCUGCCUCUAAUAAUAGACCAACGGCUCUUUUAAGAGCCACCCACUUUAUCUGAAGACUGUCCCAAGAUGAAUACGAUGUAUUAUUGACCAUGUGUUUGCAACUGAAUUCAAACAUUAAAAAAAAUGAGGUAUAAAAUAA